Messenger RNA from Leguminivora glycinivorella, 1699 nucleotides. Its product is annotated as gastrula zinc finger protein XlCGF42.1-like. Gene Ontology annotation, biological process: regulation of transcription by RNA polymerase II. NCBI's taxonomy places the organism in Eukaryota, Metazoa, Arthropoda, Insecta, Lepidoptera, Tortricidae. Gene Ontology annotation, molecular function: DNA-binding transcription factor activity; RNA polymerase II cis-regulatory region sequence-specific DNA binding. Bases 767 to 1690 code for a protein of 307 amino acids. The transcript has 5 exons. The record is from RefSeq and is a predicted model, not a curated record.
UGUAGUAGUUUGUUAUUAAUGUUCUGAAAACUUUGUUUUGUGAUACUUUACUGCUUAGUUUAAUUAAAAUUAUAUUACUGAGCCUCUGUAGUGGCUAUGGACACUAAGGACGCUACAAUAUUUACGAAAUGCUGUCGAACAUGCAUGGCCAAUUUGGAAACUAACAUGAUUAAUAUUUUCACUGUUGAAAACUCUGUGAGUCCAGUGGAUAUCAUAACAGCAUGCACUUCAAUUAAGAUAAGUUAUUCUGAUGUGUUACCGAAGAGUAUUUGUGAUAAUUGUUACAAAACUUUAAUAGACUUUUAUGAGUUUAAAAAACAUGCAGAAGAAGUUGAUUUUAAAUUUCACACCAAAGAGAUAGAACAAAGACAAUUGAAAUAAAAUAUGAAGAACCACAAGAAUUGAAUAUUAAAGUUGAGCCUGACGAGCAGGAAUAUCAAGACAUUCAGGACUCAACAUAUGAAGACAGCAUCACUUCGGAAUCUUUUCAAGAAUUAUCAAAUGCGAAGUCGAAAUCAAAAACUAAGAAAUUACAUAAAUGUGACAUUUGCAACAAAGAAUUUCCAAAAAAGUCAAAACUAGAGAGACACAAACGCACACAUGAAACCUUACCUACACAUGCAACUUGUGCUCGCAAACUUUCAAACAUCAUUCAACUUAUGUUAAACAUUUAGUAGAACACAACCAAAUAGAUAAAGUAGAGACCAUAGACCAAAAUGAGAAUCAAAGCUUUGAUUGUAAUAUAUGCCUUGCACAUUUUAAGUCAAUGCAAUCAUUAUCAGGGCACAUGCGUAAACAUACUAACAAAGCCCGUAUACUUAGCUGCGCAAUAUGCCGGAAAGUAUUCAAGAAAACAAGUCACUUAAAAAGACAUGAGCUUAUCCAUGAGACGAAUAGGCCUUACAAGUGUUCUCUUUGUCCAAGGACAUUUACUUCGGAGAUUAUUUAUAAAGAACAUGAAAAUAAGCAUGCAGGGGUUAAAAGCCAUGUUUGUCCGUUCUGUUCAAAGGCGUCUUCACAUUUAUCAACACUGAAUAGACAUAUAAAGAUACAUACGAAGGAGAAGUCAUACUUAUGUCCGUUCUGUGGAAAGAAGUUUGACUCUAGUACUAACCUUAAUGAACAUACAAAGAGGCAUAUAGGUUUGAAGUUAUUUGCUUGCAGUUUGUGCCCUAAAAGGUUUGUCAGCAAAGGUGAACUCAAGUCCCACGGCACCACACAUUCUGGCGAGCGAGCGUACACUUGCGAGCAGUGUGGCGGGUCCUUUACCAAACGCAGUUCACUGGCUAAACACAUCCUGAGGCAUCGGGGCAUCAAACCUCACCAAUGUGACGCCUGCCCUAUGAAGUUCACAAGCAAGGACCACCUGAAGCGCCACUACAGAAUACACACCGGUGAAAAGCCAUAUCGCUGCGAGCUGUGCGACCGCGCGUUCACGCAGAGCAACGACCUCGCCAAACACAGGCGCACUCACCUCGGGAACAUGCUCUACAAAUGCACCCAGUGCGCAGAAAGCUUCCGUCUAAAGACAGAACUACAGAACCACAGCGCGCGGCACUUCGCAACUCAACUGGCUUCUGUUGUCGGCAACUUGGACAAGGAGAAACCUGGACGUGUAGUCUUGCUGUCCGGGGAGAGUAGAGAAAUGGAUAACGUGAAGAAAUGUGAUGAUUUUGUUGCUAAAGUUUAAAUAAACGGA